AACCUGCUCAGCCCUACUCCAGCAGUGACAUCGUUCAUCCCAUCAAGGUUGACGAGAGCGGAUCAUUCCUGUCCUACGAUUUGUCCCACCGGGCGCUUCACCGAAGGUCUCCUUCCUCCAGGAGCAAGUUUCUCGCCUUCUAUGAACUGCACUACAAAGGGCAACCCCUGAAAUUCAACCUGAGCCUCAACAACAACCUCCUGGCGCCCGGGUUCGUCAGCGAGAGGCGAUACGGGGGGAUCGCGACCGCCAAGAUCCAGUCUCACGCGUACAACUCCUGCCAUAUGAUCGGGGAGGUUCGGGGCCGGGCGCUGAAGGGGGGUCUGGCGGCGCUCAGCACGUGCGAUGGCCUGAAAGGCGUGUUUCAGCUCAUGAACGAGGACUACUUCAUCGAACCGGUGUCCAGCAGCAUUCGGGAGGACGGAGCGGCGCAGCCCCACAGGAUAUACAAGCGCCAGGUGCCCGAGCACGGGGGAGAGCGAGGCAGGAGGCCACCAGCUCCACGGGAGACCUGUGGUGUGCGAGAAUUCCCAAGGUCUGAGAAGCGGAGGGAAAGAUGGGAACAGAAGCAGCACAGGAAGAGAAGAAUAAAGCAGCGCUCCAUCAGCAGGGAGAAGUGGGUGGAAACGCUGGUGGUGGCAGACACCAAGAUGAUAGAGUACCACGGGAGCGAGAACAUAGAGAAAUACGUGCUGACCGUGAUGAACAUGGUGGCGGGUCUGUUCCACCACGCCAGCAUCGGGAACCCCAUCAACAUCGCCAUAGUGCGGCUCAUCCUGCUGGAGGAAGAAGAGGAGGAUCUGAAGAUCUCCCACCAUGCGGACAACACCUUGAGAAGCUUUUGCAAAUGGCAGAAGAGCAUCAACGUUAAAGGAGAUUCCCAUCCCCUGCAUCACGACGUCGCGGUCCUGCUCACCAGGAAGGACAUCUGCGCGGCGAUGAACAGACCCUGCGAGACCCUGGGCCUGUCCCACGUGGCGGGGAUGUGCCAGCCCCACCGGAGCUGCAACAUCAACGAGGACACGGGGCUGCCCCUGGCCUUCACCGUGGCCCAUGAGCUCGGACACAGUUUUGGGAUUCAGCAUGAUGGAAGCAGCAAUGACUGUGAGCCAGUUGGGAAAAGACCUUUCAUCAUGUCUCCACAGCUCCUGUAUGACACGUCCCCACUCACCUGGUCCCGCUGCAGCCGGGAGUACAUCACA
This is a messenger RNA of Tauraco erythrolophus (red-crested turaco), 1202 nucleotides long. The record is from RefSeq and is a predicted model, not a curated record. Lineage: Eukaryota; Metazoa; Chordata; Aves; Musophagiformes; Musophagidae.